CAUAUUUAUCUCUAUCCACCAGCAUCUCAUAUCAUCACCAUGUCCGCACCAAGACCCGGUCCGCAGCCAGCCAAGCUUCAAUCCAAACAGCAACAGCACCUCGACACCCUGCAGAAUCUAAUAAACACCAUUCUCAUCGAAACCGGCAAAGCCCUGCGCUCCGCCAACAUGAAGGGCGCCAAGACCAUCUCCCACGACAACGAUAGGCUGCAGAUGUACAUGCCCAAGGCGAUCACAAGCUUCCAUGGCGCGCUAGAUGAGCUAGAGAGUGAUAUUGUCAGGGCUAAGGCGGUUAUUGCGAGGGACUUGAGGGAGGUGAGGAGGAGGGAGGAGGAGUUGAGGAAUCCGGUUGCGAAACCGAAUGAGGGUGUGGCGGUUGAUAUGGGGAUGGAGACGGUUGAUGAUGCACAGCCUGGGAUGGCUACGCGUGAUGGGGGGCUUUUGGAGCAACCGGCACAUAUUAAGAUGGAAGAGGCGCCCGACGCCUUGGGACAAGGGGGCGACCAGCUAGUGAAGCCCGAGCCGUCGGGUACCGCUGUGCAGGCGGGCGACCUGACAAAGCAGGAGGCAUUGGAUACUUUGGACCUGUUUGAGGAGCAACCAAAAGAAGAUCUUGUGCAAACCUCUGAAAAGCCACAGGACGAGGUCAAACAAAGCAUCGAACAACCAGAAGCAUCAGCCGCAGACGUCCAGCAAGUUGAUAAGCUUCAAGAUGCCCCGACUAAAGAGCUGGGACCACUGGACACGCUUGAUACCAAUGACGACAUGCCUUACGAGUCCCUAUUCGGCCCGAAGAGCGCACACGACGACCACCCUGAUCUCAACUUUGACGACUUUGAUUUCGGUACGGAUAAUGCUGCGGGAGGAGAGAAUCAAGACCAAGAAUACAGUAUGGCAAACGACGGCCACAUAGACCUAUCGACCUUCGGGGAAGCCUGCGACCAACCCUUCGGCAAUGAUGAUGGGAGCUCGAUGCUACAAGGCCUAGAGAGCUACGCCAACCAGGUGCCCGAGGAGGGCGCGGACAUCAACAUGCUCGAUACAGCAAAUAGCGGUGGGAACGCAGGCGGAGACGGUGAAAUCAUUAACCUAGAUGGGGAAGAUGGUGUCGGGAUGAGCGGCGCGGAUCUCGAUCUGGCUAUGGGGAUAGGCGGGAACGAGACGAAUUUCGACGAUCUACUCGACAGCUUGGAUUUCGAAGGUGGCGACGAAACGACGGGGCUGGAGAACCAGAAGUUCGACGAUGCGUACUUCGGUAUUGGGGAUAGCUGAGUGGUGCCCACGUGGCGUGCAAUUAAUCAAAUCCAACGCUUACCGCCUCAAUCCUCUCGUGCAUUAUUUUCCAGGCAAAGGAUUAUUUCACGUAGAUCUUUGUGGAGUUGGCGGACCAGGUGUCGACGAUUAGGUCGGCGGGGCCACAGGUGGAGACGUCGAUGAACUGCCAGUCGAGGUAGAUGGGGACGCCGGGUUGGUCCUCGGCGAUGUUGGUGCGGAGGAGCUCUUGCGCGAUGAAGUAGGGGCCCGUGGCGCCUUUGGGGGUGAGGAUGCAGGGCGAGGUGGUGC
Molecule: messenger RNA, 1563 nt
Organism: Pseudogymnoascus destructans
Lineage: Eukaryota; Fungi; Ascomycota; Leotiomycetes; Thelebolales; Thelebolaceae
Exons: 3
Coding region: 40-1272 (410 amino acids)
Source: RefSeq, a predicted model, not a curated record